UUAUUUGGGCUGGUUAAGGCCGCUUGAGGCCAGCUUUGUGUCAGAUAUUGACGCCCCGGAAGAUUACUGGCCAUUCCGAUUGGAGCUGUCGAAUGACAUCCGUAGCACGGCGAAAGCCAGCGUUGCUGGGAACUCCCCUUGACUAGCAGAAGGGGGAAACGCGGACGAACGCGAUGCUCCUAUCUCCAUGACCGGGUAAUCCUCGGAAGAACUUCGGUCUCCCGUCUGACUACCAAGGAUUUUGUAUUACUGCAAGGAGAAUUGUCGGUCGUCAUGUGAAAGGUCUAUGAACGCCCCUGAUCCGACUAGUGGAGCUUAUAAGAGUCAACUACUUGCACCCCUUUCCACUGACCAAUCAUACUGAUGCCUCCGUCAGAUAUCGCCAAUGUGGACGUCGACAAACUCGUCGGAGAACUGACAACAGAGGAAGCUAUACUCGUGACGGCAGGCGUUGGCUUUUGGCAUACUCAUGAUGUUCCUCGCCUAGGCGUACCUGCUAUCAAGGUCAGCGAUGGCCCAAACGGUAUCAGGGGUAAUCACUUCUUCAUGAGCACUCCUGCGAAGUGUUUGCCAAGUGCAACCGCUCUCGGCGCAACGUGGGACCCCGAACUUAUCGAGCAGGUCGGCCUGAAGUUGCUGUCCAACGAAGCGAAACUCAAGGCUGCGUCUGUUAUCCUUGCCCCAACAUGCAACAUUCAAAGAAACCCUCUAGGAGGCAGGGCCUUUGAAAGCUUCUCUGAGGACCCAACGCUGUCUGGGCUUAUUGCCGCCGCGUACGUGAAAGGCAUCCAGAGGGGAGGUAUAGGCGCCACAAUCAAACAUUUUGUCUGCAAUGAUAUGGAAAAUGACCGGAUGGGUUACGACAGCAUCCUCAGCGAGCGAGCCCUUCGGGAAAUAUACCUGAUGCCAUUCAUGCUCGCUCAAAAAUAUGCUAAGCCUUGGUGCUUCAUGACUGCCUAUAACCGUGUCAAUGGUAUUCAUGCCCCUGAAAAUCGGUAUUUGCUGCAGGAUGUUCUCCGAAAGGAGUGGAAAUUCGAUGGAUUAAUCAUGAGCGACUGGUUUGGCAUGUAUAGUGUCGACCAUGGCAUCAACGCCGGACUGGAUUUGGAGAUGCCGGGUAACAACAAAUGGCGGACACUUGAUCUUAUGAGCCGGUCCAUCGCUUCACGCAAAUUGACCGUUCGCACCAUCAAAGAACGCGCGAGGAAGGUUAUUGAGCUUGUGAAGCGUUCUGCACUGGAGGCUCCGGAGAUUUUGGACGGGGAUGGAGUAGAGCGCACCUUUGCGAGCGAUGAAGAGAAGCAGCUGAUGCGCGAACUUGCUUCGGAAACCAUCGUUCUACUUAAGAAUGACCGCAAUCUCCUUCCUUUGCAGCCGGCUAAGUUAAAAAAGGUUGCCAUUGUUGGGGGAAAUGCUAAAGCUGUAGUCCUUUCUGGAGGAGGCUCUGCUUCUCUCAAACCCUCUUAUUUCGUGUCGCCUUAUGACGGAAUUGUCAACUCUCUACCGCCAGAUGUUGAAGUGAGGUAUAGCGAGGGGGCAACCUCAUACAUGGAGAUGCCAACACUCGACUACGACCUUACAACACCCUCUGGAGAGCGCGGUUGGAUUGGCUCUUGGUACAGGCACGAGAAUGACGACAACAUGACCCUGGCACCUACUCCAAUCGAAACCCGGUUGAUAGAUGAAACGCGUGUUUUCAUCAACACUUCCACGCCAGAAGGUAUCACAAGACGAUGGUCCUUGAAACUCGAGGGUCUCCUGAAACCCAGACCACGCGACUGCAUUUUCGAGUUCGGCUUAACAGUUGCAGGAAGGGCCAAGCUGUUCGUUGAUGGGCAACUUGUGAUUGACAACUGGACUCGGCAACAACGAGGCGGAGCCUUCUUUGGUUCUGCCACCAUUGAAAAGAAGGGCCGAGUCAAAUUGAAGGCUGGCGUCCAGUACAACAUCUUGGUGGAAUUCUGUAAUAUUCGUGGUCCUGCUGAUGGGGACGAGGAUGAAACAGUAUUGGACAGUAAUGCCGGUGUCCGUCUGGGGGGUGCGGAGGUUCAGGACUCGGAUGAUCUGCUGGCGGAAGCUCUCCAAGCAGCCAAGGAAGCGGAUGUCGUCAUCGCCGUCGUCGGACUCAACGCGGACUGGGAAACGGAAGGCUACGAUAGAAAGACGUUGAGCUUGCCCGGGCGGACCGACGAACUGGUGGCUAAAGUCGCAGCAGUCAACCCAAAUACAGUCGUGGUUACCCAAUCGGGGUCUUCGAUUGCGCUUCCGUGGGCAGAUACCGUACCAGCUAUCGUACAUGCCUGGUACCUGGGAAACGCUACGGGAGAUGCGAUAGCUGACGUUCUCUUUGGGAAGAAGAAUCCAUCCGGCAAACUUUCACUGACCUUCCCGAAGCGGCUUGAGGACAUACCUUCUCAUGGUCACUUCAGUUCAGAAAAUGGAAUAGUCCGGUACGCUGAAGAUUUAUUUGUCGGGUACAAACAUUACAUCCAUAGAGGGAUCGCUCCUCUGUUCGCCUUUGGGCAUGGUCUUUCGUACACUAGCUUCUCGUACUCUGACCUGAAGUUGUCCGAGCCGGUCGUAACCGAUGGGGAUUUCAGCCUCGCCGCUUCUCUGACAUUAACCAAUACUGGUAGCGUGUCCGGAUCGGAAAUUGUUCAGCUUUACGUCUCGAUGCCCCUUACUUCGCAUCUUGCCCACCCCAAGUUAGUACUUCGGGCUUUCAGCAAGGUUAAGGACUUGACCCCUCGGGAGAGCCGGACGGUCACGCUGAACCUGGACAAGUACGCUGUUUCGUACUGGGAUGACAAUAUAUCACGAUGGGUUAUUGGAGGCGGAGAGUACGGAGUUUCUGUGGGACCCAGCAACGAGAGCUUGCCUCUAACGGCGACAUUUGUGGUAUCCAAGGGUCUUGAGUGGAACGGUUUAUGAAGGAGAUGUGACGGUCGAAUAUUCCAAUGUGUUGUAUGAUAACAGUCUGAGGACCUGAAGAUAUGUAUGAUACUUGAAGUACCGCCCGAAAAGCCGAGAAUCAGUUCUGGACACAGAACAGACGUCCACGAUGGUCUAA
Molecule: messenger RNA, 3070 nt
Organism: Pisolithus orientalis
Lineage: Eukaryota; Fungi; Basidiomycota; Agaricomycetes; Boletales; Pisolithaceae
Product: glycoside hydrolase family 3 protein
Exons: 15
Coding region: 364-2931 (855 amino acids)
Biological process (GO): glucan catabolic process
Molecular function (GO): beta-glucosidase activity
Source: RefSeq, a predicted model, not a curated record